This is a messenger RNA of Prorocentrum cordatum, 584 nucleotides long. The record is from the annotation of a GenBank genome assembly. NCBI's taxonomy places the organism in Eukaryota, Dinophyceae, Prorocentrales, Prorocentraceae.
ACUGGUUACCAGUACCAGCAGCGGACGGUGCGCGUGCGCAUCCGAGAUCGAGGCCAGGACUGGCGGCAGAAGUCCCAGGGAGGCGAGGGCCAGCAGGGCCUCUGGCCGGGGAAAUUCCCAGACAAUGGAGGCCAUGAGUGGCAGCUAACUUGCGGGCAGCAUUUCUUUACUUCUUCCUUCUCCAAGGUCUGUCGCAAGUUUACCAGGUUGUUUCACGCAAGUGUUUUUGACAGAACAGCUGUGACACAUGAAAAUAGCGAGGGUAUCCUGCCAUGUUGCUAGUCACCUUUUGCGCUGUUCUGUCGAUUCCGCCAUGCGUGAUGCCUAAUUUAGUCUUUGUCGCUCGCGAGCUGUGCUCUGUGCGCUGCGCGCACUAACUAGUCAUACCUUUAAUCUGCCCUGUACCCACCUCAACACGAGUCUUGUCCGUUCGCCGUCAUCACCUGCGUGCUACUACUUUUGCGCUGUCGAUUUAGCUACAGUUGCUGCUGGUGUUUGGCUCGGGGUUAAAACCGCCUGACGGCGGUGCAGGACGGGAUCGCUUACCCUUCCGCUCCAUUGCAGAGAUCCUUUCUCAUUCCCAU